Messenger RNA from Paraphaeosphaeria sporulosa, 1869 nucleotides. RefSeq lists its product as uncharacterized. Gene Ontology annotation, cellular component: vacuole. The transcript has 3 exons. Gene Ontology annotation, molecular function: beta-galactosidase activity. Gene Ontology annotation, biological process: carbohydrate metabolic process. The record is from RefSeq and is a predicted model, not a curated record. Lineage: Eukaryota; Fungi; Ascomycota; Dothideomycetes; Pleosporales; Didymosphaeriaceae. Bases 1 to 1869 code for a protein of 622 amino acids.
AUGAAGCUGUACACUUGCCUCGUAGCGCUAUGCCUCUCCUUAAACGGCACAUUCUCAUGGGACAAGUCAACCUUCCAGGUCAAUGGCAAGGCAUACCAGAUAGCUGGAGGCCAGAUUGACCCGCAGCGCGUUCCCCGCGCCUACUGGGCUCAAAGGCUGCAGAUGGCCAAGGCAAUGGGACUCAACACUAUCUUGUCAUACGUCUACUGGCAAGAUAUCGAGAAGUAUCCGGAUCAGUUCGACUUCACCGACAGGAAUGACCUCGCAGCAUGGUUUCAAGAAGUCGACAAGGCUGGCAUGAAAGCUAUACUUCGCCCUGGACCGUAUGUCUGCGCCGAGAGGGACUGGGGUGGUCUGCCUGGCUGGCUGGCGACAAGGUCUGGGAUGAAGAUUCGAUCGAACAACCAACCGUUCUUGGAUGCCUCGAACAAGUACUUGGCCAAAGUUGCUGCGCAGCUUCAGCCUCUGUUAAUCACCAACGGUGGGCCGAUCCUCAUGGUCCAGAUCGAGAAUGAGUACGGCUGGUUUGGGUCGGAUCAUGCCUACACGAGUAAUCUAGCCAACAUUCUAAAGACCAAUUUCCCUAAUAUGAAACUUUACACCAACGAUGCGAACAAUGCCGGCGCCCUCAAAUCGGGCCAAGUCCCCGGUGCACUCACAGUCGUCGACGGCACAGACUCUAAAGGCGGCUUCAACACGCUCAAGCAAGCCAUCACCGACCAGUCUAGCCUUGGGCCACUCAUGAACGGUGAGUACUGGGUCCGUUGGUUUGAUACUUGGAAUCCUCGUUCCGGUCACAGCACCUACGAUGGCGACACCAAUGGCAUGAACGGGCGCGCCAACGAGAUCGACUGGAUCCUCAGCAACGGGCACCACUUUAGCAUCUUCAUGUUCCACGGGGGCACGAGUUUCGAAUUCGGUAGCGGCUCGGGCGAUUCAACCCCACGUUCACCCUUCACUACCAGCUACGACUACGGCGCUGCGCUUGAUGAAACGGGUCGUCCAUCGCAAAUCUAUACCUACUUCCGCAAUGCGAUUGCAAAGCGCUUCCCCAACAUCCCCACUGUUCCUUCUACACCUCCCCUCGCUUCGGUAGCGGACUUCGCGUUGACUCCAGUGUUGGGCAUGUUCGACAGCCUUCCUACCAACCCACGCACCUCAUCGACCCCGCUGCUUAUGGAAACUACGGGUCAGGUGUUCGGAUACAUUCUCUAUGAGACGACCGCCUCGACCGCCGCCUCUGGAAAGCUCCAACCGGGUAACGGCGCUGCACGCGACCGAGUCAUUGUAUACGUAAACGGUGUGAAGAAAGGCGUUAUCGACUCCAUCUACAAGACCCCUGCCACGGUCAAUGUCGACGUCAAAAAAGGCGACAAACUCUGGCUUCUCGUGGAGAACCUCGGUCGUGCUGAUAACGGUGCUUCUGACCAAAUGAAAGGCAUCUCAGGCGAUGUCAUUGUUGGCAGCACCAAGCUCACCGGCUGGAAUCAUUACAACUUCCCACUCGACAGUGCACCUGCGAACGCAACAUCAGGAGGCUCAGCGAAGCCGGUGUCUGCCAACGGCCCGCCAAUGUGGUAUCAAGGGACCUUCCGCACCACGAACUCUGGGAUCGCUGCUGAUACCUUCCUUCAGCUUCCUGGCGGUGUCAAGGGCGUGGUAUUUGUGAACGGGGAGAACCUGGGUCGGUACUGGACGAUAGGACCGCAGCAGGAAUUGUUCGUGCCAGGAGCGUACUUGAAGCAGAAUGCGGACAAUGUGGUGGCAGUACUGGAGCUCGAGCCGGGGACGAGCAGCAGAGUCGCGAGGGGUGUGGCCAAGAGGACAUGGAAGAACAACCCGGAUCCGGACUGCAACAACUGCACAUGA